Molecule: messenger RNA, 1677 nt
Organism: Naegleria fowleri
Lineage: Eukaryota; Heterolobosea; Eutetramitea; Acrasida; Naegleriidae
Exons: 4
Coding region: 1-1677 (558 amino acids)
Cellular component (GO): cytoplasm
Molecular function (GO): guanyl-nucleotide exchange factor activity
Source: RefSeq, a predicted model, not a curated record
AUGAGUCAACAUGCCCUCCCUCAAUAUCCAUCAUCAUCACCUGAAGGAGAAGGUGGUGUUGAAAUGGACAAAGGAGAAAAACCAACCCAAUCCGAGAAUGGCAGUAAAUUCCACUUCACAUUCACGGCCUCAUCUAGUUUCUCUCCACUCACUCCAACCACAAGGAAUAGAAGGAAUUUAUCACUCUCAAAAUUAGCUUGGAGCUCUCCACAAGGUGGCAAUGACGAUAGCAAAGAUCCAAAAUCCAAGAGUUCUGUUUCAUCCUCCCCUAUAUCGGAACGAAUAAGAAGCCUUAAAAUCCACACGGCAUUGCUAAAAUCUUCACCACUUUUACUUGGUGCUUCACCUAGGAAAGAUCAUACAACCAUGACAUCAAACGUUUCAACUCAACAGAGCACAUCUACGUUGGAUUCUCACCUUGAUGAUAAUUUCACACCUUCACUAUUUUGUAAAUUAAUAUCAUACGACGAACUUUCCACUCAGGGUACUGACAAAAUUGUGUGUAGCAAAGUGGAGACCAUUGAGUUUCCAGAGUUGAGCAUAAGGCACAAAGUCAUGAAGGAAGAUAACAAAACUCUCUUUGACUACCCUCCUGAAGUUUCGUUGAUUCAAUGUGAAAGUGGAAUGGAUCAUUAUAUAUUUGUUUUCAGUAAUGGAAGUGUCUACGUUCUAGGCAGUAAUCAAAAGGGAGAAAUUGGUUUAGGCUUUGAGGUUGAAGAAAUUGAAGGAAUUUAUGCUCACAAAAAUAAGUUUUUUGAUAUUGAGAAAAAGAGAGGAUGUUUACGUGUGAGUUGUGGAGCUAGUCAUAGUAUUUUUGAAUGUGAAGAUGGAAAUAUCUAUGGAUGUGGGAGUAAUGAAAUGAACCAGCUGAGUUGCCAUGUUAAAACCUCAGAAGAUUGGAUACGUCCAAAAACAUGCAUUUACGAACCAACUAAACUAUUGAUCAAUGGUCCAGUAAAAGUAUUGGGUGCCAAUACGACCAUGUCAUACUCUUUUCCAAUAAGAGUAUGUGGCCCAAACACAUAUGGCAACAUUGGGCCAAGGAAUAGAGCGUCUGUGGUUGAUUUACAGACCUUAUUGGAUAAUUUAAUUUUUAAACCUUUCAAUAACUCGGAGAACAUAAGAGGGUCAUUGAUAAAGUCAUUUCCUUUGCAUAUUGGGACGACUGAGACCACUACUUGGUUUACAUUUGAGAGAGAACAAGAACAUUCUAAAGUUAUGGACAUUUUUGUUAUUGAAAAGGGAGUCAUGCGAUGUAUUCUAACCAUACAUGAUUCCUCUCACUUGAAGGGAAUGGUCUGUACCAGACAAUUUCCUUUGUUGCAUGUGUAUGAUAAGAAAACAAAUAGUGAUGGAUUAAUUAUGCCAUUGGAACUUGCUAAAAAGUUAAAGAAAGGCCCUUGGAGAAGCAUAGCGACCAAUUUCGAAGAUGCAGUUAAAUUGACAUUUAUCUCGUUCAAUUCUUUGGUCCAAACACAUGUGAAAAUUGAAAGAGUGCAAGCAUGCCCAUUCAACAAUGUUAUAAUUUUGCAUGAAGAAGGAGGAGAUACAUUGUGGGUGUGUAAAGAGAGCGCUUUCAAAAGUAUUAAUGCUCAACAAUUCUUAACAGAGGAAUGCUUUUCUUUGAGAAUGCAUGUGACAUGCUCCCAAAGCAAAAUGCUCAUUUACCUGAAAUGA